AUGGUGGUGCUGAAGGGCAUUCCCGCGCUGCUGUCCCCGGAGCUGCUCUACGCCCUGGCACGGAUGGGGCAUGGAGACGAGAUCGUCCUUGCAGAUGCCAACUUCCCCACUGCUUCCAUAUGCCAGUGCGGCCCCAUGGAGAUCCGUGCUGAUGGCCUGGACAUCCCUCAGCUCCUCGAGGCCAUGCUGAAGUUGCUGCCACUGGACACCUACGCAGCGAGUCCGGCUGCUGUCAUGGAGCUGGUGCCCAGUGACAGGGACAGGGGCCUCCAGACUCCAAUAUGGAAUUACUACCAGUCUCUCCUCUAUGAGAAGGGCUGCACGAAAUCGCUGGAGAAGGUUGAGCGGUUUGCAUUUUAUGAGCGGUCCAAAAAGGCAUUUGCGGUGGUAGCCACUGGGUGA
This is a messenger RNA of Chrysochloris asiatica (Cape golden mole), 402 nucleotides long. It is a transcript of the gene FUOM, whose product is annotated as fucose mutarotase. Gene Ontology annotation, biological process: fucose metabolic process. The transcript has 5 exons. The record is from RefSeq and is a predicted model, not a curated record. Gene Ontology annotation, molecular function: racemase and epimerase activity, acting on carbohydrates and derivatives; fucose binding. NCBI's taxonomy places the organism in Eukaryota, Metazoa, Chordata, Mammalia, Afrosoricida, Chrysochloridae. Bases 1 to 402 code for a protein of 133 amino acids.